CCUCCCUUUUUUACAGUCAUCCCAGCCCAGGCAGGCGCUGGGACAGGAGACGGACAGAGUUCUGUUCAAGCACAAAGUAGAAGGUUUUGUAUGGAACACUUUAUGGAACAAACCUCACCAAAUCUGCAUGAUGGUAUAGGAUAGCCAUUGCUGUGUUCCAGAUGCUGACAUUACUGCUCUGUUUCUCUGCAUCAAUAUGAUUCCCGUUGCUGAGUUCAAGCAGUUUACUGAACAAACGCCAGCUUUUAAAAUUCUCAAGCCCUGGUGGGAUGUCCUGGCUGAAUAUAUCACUGUUGCUAUGCUCAUGAUUGGGGUGUUUGGAUGUACGCUUCAGAUAACUCAGGACAAGAUCAUCUGCCUCCCAAACCACAUAUCUGCUGAUGCUGUUUCUCAGAUUUCAUGUCAACAGUUUAUCCAAAAUCCACCAGCCUCUAACUCAAGCGAUGAGGACUAUCCCGCUUCUACCCCUACUCCUAGUUCUACUAAAAGUCCACCACGGGAGAUGAGUGGCUUGCGCAACAACCUAGACCUCCAACAGUACAGCUUUAUUAACCAAAUUUGCUAUGAGACUGCUCUACACUGGUAUGCAAAAUACUUUCCAUACCUAGUGGUUAUCCACACUCUAGUCUUCAUAAUUUUUGGCAAUUUUUGGUUUAAGUUUCCAGGUACUAGCUCCAAGAUAGAGCAUUUUAUCUCUAUCUUAGGCAAGUGCUUUGACUCACCAUGGACAACACGAGCACUGUCUGAGGUGACCGGAGAGACCCCACAGGAGAAGGCAAUAGACAGAGAUGUCUCCAAGUUGAAUUUGGAAGAGAAUGGUAGUCCUGCCAUUGCACCAACAAUUCCAGAUAAGCUGGUUGCUGACACCUCCUCAGCUAGUGUCCUGGACAAGAAGGAGGGUGAGCAGGCUAAGGCACUGUUUGAGAAGGUUAAGAAGUUCAGGCACCAUGUGGAGGAGGGUGACCUUCUCUAUUCCAUGUACAUGCGGCAGACAGUUUUAAAAUUCUGUAAGUUUUUGCUUAUCACAAUUUAUAAUGCAGCCUUAGUAGGCAAUAUACAUUUUAUUGUCCCUUGCAGUGUCCACACUGAAGAGAUGACUGGUUACAAUAGCUUCUGCUGCAAUCACACUAAAGCCCAUCUGUUCUCAAAGUUGGCAAUCACUUACAUCUGCUUUCUAAGUGUUUAUGGAUUGACAUGUAUGUACACAUUAUAUUGGCUUUUCCGACGCUCAUUAAAGGAGUAUUCCUUUAGAUCAGUACGUGAAGAGACUGGGAUAGGGGAUAUCCCAGAUGUCAAGAAUGACUUUGCAUUUGUACUACAUCUGGUAGACCAGUAUGAUUCUCUUUAUUCCAAGAGGUUUGCAGUUUUUCUCUCAGAAGUGAGUGAGAGCCGACUGAGACAGUUAAACCUUAACCAUGAAUGGCCUGCAGAGAAGUUGAGGCAGAAGCUUCAGGAAACACCAGAGGGAAGACUUGAGCUACAUCUUUUCAAGCUCCCAGGCUUGCCUGACACAGUAUUUGAGGUUACUGAAAUGGAAUCACUUAAAUUAGAGAUGCUUAGUGAGGUCAUUAUUCCUCCAAUGGUGUCUAAACUGGUUAGGUUGCAAGAACUGUCCCUCUUCAAUUGUUCGGCAAAAUUACAAAAUGGAUCCCUGGCAUAUCUUCGUGACCACCUAAGAGUCCUACAGAUUAAGUUUGAUACUAUCAAAGAAAUACCACUGUGGGUUUUCAGUCUUCGGGCACUGGAUGAACUUCACUUAAUUGGCUUUGUAUCUCAAGAUCUCUCCAAAAAUGCUGCCUUUGAAAGCCUUAAAGAGCUUAGGAGUCUCAAAGUUUUGACAUUCAAAAGCAACCUCUCUAAAGUACCUCCAACUGUAUCAGAAGUUGCUGGUCAUCUGCAGAAACUUAGUAUACACAAUGAUGGGACCAAGCUUUUAACAGUUAAUGCUCUGAAGAGACUUUCCCUACUGAAAGAGUUAGAACUCAUUCAUUGCGACCUAGAACGAAUCCCCCACGCUGUUUUUAGUCUCAGUAAUUUGCAGGUCUUAGAUCUGAGAGAGAAUAGCCUACACACUAUUGAGGAGAUAAUAAGCCUGCAACACUGUCGGAAAUUAAGUGUUCUAAGACUUUGGCACAACCAGAUAGCUUAUAUUCCAGAACACAUUCGUAAACUGAAGAGUCUGGAAGAGUUGUGCUUGAAUCGCAACAAAAUUCUAGUGCUUCCACCCCAGCUUUUCCUCUGCACCAAACUCCGACACCUAGAUUUGUCUUACAAUGAGAUCCGGGAAUUGCCUCCAGAGGUUGGGGUUUUACAGUUACUUCAAUACCUGAGCUUGACUGGAAACUUUUUAGAAGAACUUCCCAAUGAACUUUUCUUUUGUCAGAAGCUAAAGACUCUAAAAUUAGGGCACAACAAGUUAGGGAGCCUGUCCCCUAAGGUGGGAAGUCUAGUAGGUCUUUUAAAGCUUGAACUUAAAGGAAACAGGCUAGAGGUUCUGCCCCAAGAGAUAGGUCAGUGUGUGAGCUUAAGGAAGUCUGGGUUGGUGGUUGAACAAUCAUUGUUAGAUACUCUGCCUACAGAACUGAGGGAGAAACUGAGCGAGGAAUGAGAGGAAAAUGAAAUAAGAGAGGGAAAAAAUUGUAAGGAGAGGUGUAUAAAGGACCGAAUAUGAAAGAACAGUAUGAUACAAAAUUGAGGGCACAAACCCAAAAGUUAUUUAAGACCAUGAGAACUGGGACGAGAGAUUAAAUGUAGGUAGAGGAAUGAAGUUUAAGGGUGGAGAGAAUAAAUGGAGGCAAACUGUGUUUUAGGGAUAUUUCUAGGACAAAUUAAUAGAAUGUAAUUUGUUCAGGAAUUGAAUUACCAUUACCUAUCUCUGUCUUGCAUUUCCCAAGUCCAGUCUUUGGACUAUUAGCAUGUCAGUAUUUUAAGGCUCUCUGUACCUUGGCAUAUUAAACGAUUAGCUGUUUGAUUAGCCCAGGACUUCGUAAAUUUAAAAACCUAAGUUGUCGGUACAGCAAGAGUGAUUUGUGUCCUUAGAUACUAGUAACCUUUUGAUUUACAAACACACAGGGAAUCAAGGCGUUAAUCUGUAUGAUUUAACACCUUGAUUUCCAGGUAAGUACAUACCACUCCAGUGACCGCUACUGUAUAGACAAAGAGGCAUACUUGGUAUAGGCACAAACUAUGUAGACCUGUAUGUGAAAUGCAGCAAACGGCUACGUAAAUAUAAAUAUAGGAAUUGCCCAUAUUCAUGUCCUAGCACUUUGGGGAACUAACUGUGCAGAUAGGUACCCAGUAAUCCCAGGUAUAUGAAUAUACUGCCUCACAGCAAAAAUGUGCGUGUUGUCCCAGCUUAUGCCAAGAAUUGUAUGUAGUCUGUGGUCUCCUGCCAGGAGAUGCAAACAUUCAUUUUCUAGGCUCUCACUGAGCAAUGUUUACAGGCUUUGUGUUUCCCACUACCAUUUCUGUUAUUCAGUGUGCCUUUUUUUUAUUUGAAGGGCAGUAAAGGGGUAAGACAGGUCAGAGCUCACAAACCUUGGUGCAAUGCCUUGGUAUUAAGGCUACAUUUGACUCUGGAUUUGUCAAGUCCUGGGUUAACCAAUUUGUGAUCUAGUAGGUUACCAUUAACGUCCAGCCUGUUAGGUAUUCCUAAAGAAAGAAGUUUAGAAACACCAUGACAUACUCAUGGGGAGAAAAAAAAAGUAAAGAUGAAUGAAAAAUGUUAGAAGUUAUGUCUAGGAUGCCCUAAUACUUAGAAUUGUUUUUAGAAGGGGAAUUUUAGGACUCUCCAUCAAAACAUUUAGCAACUGUUGAUCUAAGGACUGACCAGCAUAUAUUUAGGAAGGAUGGAAAUAUGUAUUUUAAUGUUAGCUGCAUGUUCUUAAUAAUGUUCAUUUUUUUAAGUUAUUAAAUGAAAUAAACAUUUCAGUUAA
Molecule: messenger RNA, 3935 nt
Organism: Bombina bombina (fire-bellied toad)
Lineage: Eukaryota; Metazoa; Chordata; Amphibia; Anura; Bombinatoridae
Product: volume-regulated anion channel subunit LRRC8E
Exons: 3
Coding region: 197-2608 (803 amino acids)
Molecular function (GO): protein binding
Source: RefSeq, a predicted model, not a curated record